GAUUUGAAAUUGAAAUUUUGUACACGUACCAUAUCAUGUAGAAUAUCUUUUGAGCAAAUCGCAAGACUCUUGCAUUUCUGUCCUGUGUUUUCGGUGGAUGUUAGGCCUUACAUAUUUGCAUUAGAUUUUGAUUCUUUGAGCACCGCUCAUCUUGCUUUGAGUUCUUGUAUAUGGCUUGUUUGAUCUCAACAUUUCACUUGAUGUAGCAUCAAUUUGAAGCUCUUUCCUCUAUAAUUUCUUCCUUUUUUUUUUAACUGGAAGUUGUUUGUUUUAUUUUCUGUGCAGAGCAGUGAGAUUAUGGGAUUUGUGUUCGGCCAAUGGAUCAUGCACAAGGUUUUGCUUGUGGUUUUAAUGGUUGUCUAUAGUGGGUUCUCUUCAAAUGUUGUCAGCAGCAUUGUUGAAGCAAGACCAGAAGUUGUGAACAUUGGGGCUCUUCUGUCUUUAGAUUCUUCCAUUGGCAAAGUUGCAAAAGUUGCUAUAGAAGCUGCAGUGGAAGAUGUGAAUAGGAACCAGUCUGUUCUUGGUACAACUAAGAUGCAACUUACCAUGAGGGACACAAAUUAUAGUGGAUAUAUGAGCAUGCUUGAGGCUUUAAGCUUGAUGGGGAGUGAGGUAGUGGCCAUAAUUGGCCCCCAGUUUUCUGUCACUGCUCAUUUCCUAUCUCACAUUGCCAAUGAGCUUCGAGUGCCCUUAUUAUCAUUUGCAGCAACAGACCCCACACUAUCUUCACUUCAGUACCCAUUCUUUGUUAGAACAACACACAGUGAUAUAUUCCAAAUGGCUGCAAUUGCAGAUAUAGUAGACUACUAUGGAUGGAGGGCAGUAACAGCAAUCUAUGUAGACGAUGAUCAUGGGAGGAAUGGAAUUGCAGCAUUAGAAGACAAACUAGCUGAGAGACGUUGCAAGAUAUCAUACAAAGCUCCUUUCAGUCCCAAUGUGAACCAGCCAAGUGAGAUAUCAGAUGUAUUAUACAAGGUAGCUUUAAUGGAGUCUAGGGUUAUUGUUGUUCAUGCUUACCCAGAUAAGGGUCUGCAGGUGCUUAAACAGGCUCGGCAUAUGGAGAUGAUGAGUGCUGAGUAUGUGUGGAUAGUUACUGAUUGGCUUUCUGCGAAAAUAGACACCAAUUCUCCACUCGCUACAGAAGACAUGGAUGAUAUUCAAGGGGUUAUUACUUUGCGAAUGCACACACCAAAUACAAAAGAAAAAAGCAAAUUUGUUUCUGGGUGGAGCAAUUUGGCUAGCAGAAAAGCAGCUGGCGGCACUUUUGGGUUAAAUUCUUAUGGUCUAUAUGCUUAUGACACUGUCUGGCUUCUUGCUUAUGCAAUCGAUGCAUUUUUGAAUCAGAAAGGAAACCUUUCAUUUUCAUAUGAUCCAGGGUUAUCAGAACUACAGAGGAAGAACCUACAUGCAGAUGCUUUAAGAAUCUUUGAUGGAGGAAAUUUGUUGCUUAAGAGUAUUUUACAGGUUAACUUCACAGGUGUAACAGGAUCAAUCAAGUUUUCUGAUGAGAACCUCAUACAUCCUGCAUAUGAAGUGAUCAAUGUUAUUGGCACAGUAUUUAGGAGGAUUGGUUAUUGGUCUAAUCAUUCAGGAUUAUCAGUAGAAAUUCCAGAAGAGAUUUAUAAAAAGACACCUAGUAAUCCAAACUCACGUCAACAACUGUACAGUGUAAUCUGGCCUGGACAAACAGUAGUGAAGCCUCGAGGGUGGGUUUUUGCUCACAAUGGAAGGCGUCUGAGAAUUGGAGUCCCAAAUCGAGUCUUUUAUCACGAGUUUGUCUCAGUAGAAGCCAAUAAUAUGUUCAGUGGCUAUUGCAUUGACGUGUUUACAGCUGCCUUGAACUUAUUGUCUUAUGCUGUGCCAUUUGACUUUGUAGCAUUUGGGGACGGUCAUAAUAACCCAAAUACCACUGAGCUUCUGCGAUUGAUCUCAGUUGGUGUAUUUGAUGCUGCAAUAGGCGACAUUUCAAUCACGACUGAUCGAGCAAGGAUGGUGGAUUUCACACAGCCAUAUAUCGAAUCUGGCCUAGUUGUUGUUGCCCCUGUCAGGAAGUUAAACUCUAGUGCCUGGGCAUUCUUGAGGCCAUUCACUCCAAUGAUGUGGCUUGUAACUGCAGUUUUCUUCCUUGUUACGGGUGUGGUGAUAUGGAUUUUGGAGCACAGGAUCAAUGGUGAUUUCCGAGGACCUCCUAGAAGACAAAUUGUAACUAUUCUAUGGUUUAGCUUUUCUACCUUGUUUUUUUCCCAUAAAGAAAAGACAAUGAGCACCCUUGGUCGCCUGGUGCUAAUCAUCUGGCUAUUCGUAGUUCUUGUUCUCAAUUCAAGCUACAUUGCAAGUUUGACCUCAAUUCUCACAGUAGAACAGCUUUCUUCUUCUAUUAAAGGAAUAGAAAGUUUGGUAUCUAGCAAUGAUCCCAUUGGCUACCAGCGAGGUUCAUUUGCAGGACGUUACUUAGUCAAUGAAUAUAAAAUAGAUAAGUCUAGACUUAUUCCUCUCAACUCUGCAGACGACUGUUCUAAAGCCUUGCAAGAUGGUCCUCAGAAAGGUGGUGUUGCUGCUGUUGUUGAUGAAAGAGCAUACAUAGAACUCUUUCUCUCAUCUCAAUGUGAAUUCAGUAUUGUUGGUCAAGAAUUCAGCAAAAAUGGCUGGGGAUUUGCCUUUCCAAGAGACUCUCCGCUAGCAGUAGACAUGUCAGCUGCGAUCCUGAAACUAUCAGAAGGUGGAGAACUUCAAAGAAUGCAUGACAAAUGGCUUCUGGGUAGCCCUUGCAGAUUAGAAGGUGCAAAAGAAGAUGCAAACCGGCUUCAUCUGAAAAGCUUCUGGGUCCUAUUUCUUUUCUGUGGUAUAGCUUUCGUUUUAGCACUGAUUGCAUAUGUAAUAAAGAUAAUCAGGGAAUUUGCCAAGCACUGUUCCGAGGAACUUGAGGGAUCUACAUCACGAAGCUCACCAUCUGCACAUCUUCAGACAUUUCUUUCGUUUCUUGAUGAAAUGGAAGACGAUGUCAAAAGCAGGCCAAAAAGAAGGCGAAUGGCUCCAAAGGCUUCAAGCAGAAUCAUAGAUGCAAACACUUCAAGAAAUAGUGAUUACGUUGAGAGUUCUAUUGUUGCCUUGGAAGUCUAGAUAUAUAUGUAUUUUUCUUGUUGCUUUAGCAUUAAGCUUUCAGGAUUGGAAUUAUAAUUAAAUGCUGGAGGCUUUUCUGCA
Manihot esculenta (cassava) is the source of this 3201-nucleotide messenger RNA. Its product is annotated as glutamate receptor 3.6. The transcript is spliced from 6 exons. The record is from RefSeq and is a predicted model, not a curated record. NCBI's taxonomy places the organism in Eukaryota, Viridiplantae, Streptophyta, Magnoliopsida, Malpighiales, Euphorbiaceae. Gene Ontology annotation, cellular component: plasma membrane. Gene Ontology annotation, biological process: G protein-coupled receptor signaling pathway. Gene Ontology annotation, molecular function: G protein-coupled receptor activity; glutamate-gated receptor activity. Bases 298 to 3120 code for a protein of 940 amino acids.